This is a messenger RNA of Magnusiomyces paraingens, 531 nucleotides long. RefSeq lists its product as uncharacterized. The record is from RefSeq and is a predicted model, not a curated record. The coding region runs from base 1 to 531 and encodes 176 amino acids. The transcript has 2 exons. Gene Ontology annotation, molecular function: AMP kinase activity; ATP binding; ATP hydrolysis activity. Gene Ontology annotation, cellular component: cytoplasm; nucleus. Lineage: Eukaryota; Fungi; Ascomycota; Dipodascomycetes; Dipodascales; Dipodascaceae.
AUGGCCCAAAGAAAACCCAACAUUAUUGUGACCGGUACUCCCGGUACAGGAAAAACUUCCCAUGCACAGCAAAUUGCUGAGCAAAUGCCAGACCUCAAAUACUACCCGAUCAACGAUGUGGCCAAGGCCCGGGACUGUAUUGUUGGGUACGACGAGGAACGUCAGAGUAGUAUUGUUGAUGAGGAAAAACUUCUUGAUGCGAUUGAGGAAGAACUGGAAGCCGGAGGGCUAGUGAUUGACUGGCACGUUUGUGAUAUUUUCCCUGAACGGUUGAUUGACCUUGUACUUGUGCUGAGAACAAGUACCAACUUGCUCUACGACCGUUACGUCGAAAGAAAAUACCCUGAAAAUAAGCGCGACGAAAAUAUGGAUGCAGAAAUAAUGCAAAUUAUUUUGGAUGAAGCCAGAGACUCAUAUGACGAAAAUAUAGUCAUUGAACUUCAAAGUGAUACAAUCGAAGAUCUCGAAUCCAAUGUUGAGCGUGUGGUUGAGUGGCGCAAGCACUGGGAUUCUAAUAAUGAAGAUAAAUAA